AGUGGAGAAGUUGACUCACACCAACCAACCGAGAAAUCGGACACCAGCCGAGCCGAGCCGAGCCCCGCAGUCUGCACCCGGACUGAAGGACACGAACACCCGCCGCAGGUUCUCCAUCCGAAGCGAACGGAGCUCGCAGAAGUUACGGCCACCAUGGCGGGCUGUCUGAGGGUCGCUGUGCUCCUUCUACUGGUUACUGGAACCUUAACGCAGGACGAGUUCAACCUCUUCGAUGCUUUGGAGCCGACAACGGCACCAACACCUGCAAAGCCCAAAGAGCAGCCGAAGGCCCCGGAGAAGCCCAAAGAGCAGCCGAAGGCCCCGGAGAAGCCCAAAGAGCAGCCGAAGGCCCCGGAGAAGCCCAAAAGUGAAGGGUUCGACCUCUCCCAUGGUUUGGACGAGACAGAUCCUCAACCCACACCUGGUAAACCUGCUGUGAAGCCACCAAGCAGUGGAGGUGGAGGAUCCUUUGGUGACGGCGACUUAUUGGACGUCAGUGGCGGAGACUACAAGCCUGAUGGAGGCCACCAAGGUGGAGGUGGAGCAGGGGACUCCGGCUACAAUCAGGGUGGAGCCGAUGAGCCUCAAGAAGCUGGAUCUGGAAAGAUUGCGGGUAUCGUCAGCGCCGUGGGCGUGGCUCUGCUGGGAGCAGCCACCAGCUACUUUGCCUACCAAAAGAAGAAGCUCUGCUUCAAGCUGAAAGGAGGUGUAGACCCAGAGAGCGGCAGAGGACAGAACGACACGCAGUCUGGUCUCCAAGUGUUCAGCAACCUGCUCAAGACCUCCUAGACACCCUGGGACAGUCAGUGGGACGCCUCCUCACAGCUUGCCUUCAGCCCCCUACCCCUCCGCUCCGCUGUCAUCGGUCACGCGUGUGCUCUGAGACGGGACACUCCCUGUGGCCCGUCAUAAAACUACUCCCCCCCCCCCACCCACCCCCGAGUCCAGGGUCACACUGGAAGCUGAAACGCACACAACAUCACACAACCACGCUCCUCGGCUGAUGCUGCAGAGCUGAGCUGUCUCCCCCCGCCUGUAUACUUCAUCUUCAUAUCUUACCCAGUACAUCAUGCAUAUUCAUCAUUUGGGUGUUUUGUUUUCUUUUAUUGUUCUGUUCCCUUCGAUCAAAACCAGCCUGCCUGUGUGUGAGCACGCGUGUGUGUGUCCGAACCUCUGCUUUAGUAUCCCGGGACACGUCCACCAUGUCUGCUUUUGACAUUUCAUGCUUUUUCUUAUGGUUUGCACCAGUCUGCCUAAAACACCUGGACCCGUCUAAACGAGACCAGGUUAGGGAAUGUAAAGGGGGGGUCUCCACGCCAUGCUGCCAAUUCCUCUCUUCAUCACACAUUGUUCUCACACACCUUUUCCAAGCACAAACCCUUUUUGUUCAUUAUUAUGUAACAGCUUGAAUUACAGGGCAACCCUUCAAGGGUCCCAGUUCCAGCAUGCAACACCCGAAUACCAGUAUGAAAAAUACAAGAAGGUCAGAGCAACGGAGAACUGUCACAUGGCUGUCAGAUAGAGCUCAUGUUAUGGAAAGGUGGACCCUGUAAACAUGGACACAGUGAUAACAGCCAAAGCACAACUAUGACCGGAGGAAAUCUGCGCAUGAAAGAGGAUCUUAGAGCGUACAGUUAUCUCAACAAUGCACUCCCCAUGUCAUGUAGCUGGAUCUAAAUCCAGCAGAAGGAGCUUUAUUAAUAUCAAAUGCUGCUAAUGAGGUUAUGUUACAUGUAUACAUGCAGAACAUGUACAACCCUCUGUAUCGCAGACGUUAGUGUGACAUACAGAGCUUUUUUGCUUUUUCAUCGUGUUAUUCUUUCAAGGUGUAUCUUCUUAAUGCUGCCCGGAUCCCAUUUUUUUAUAAACUAGAAGACCUCACUUCCACCGAUUAACAAUCUUCUUGUAGGCCGCUGCUUGGCUCCAACAGAAAGUCAGCAACCAGCUGGCGAGCACACAGCAGCAUUUAAGAAGAAAACCUAUUUCACCAGCACGUCAACACUGUUGUCCCUGAAUGCUGGGUUUGCAAUGCAGCUGCUGCAUGUCUAAAUAUGCAACUGAGCUUCCAUCAUCUCUGCCACUUCCACCACGCCCCCUAGUGAUCGUAAUGCCCCCUCAAAAACAGAGGAUUUCACACAUGUAUUCCUUUAGGAAGGAGUCGUAGGCCUCUUGCGGGCUGCGCAUGGUAUGCGUGUUAUUAGGCAUCGGCAGCCGCCUCAACCAUCACGAAUCGGCUUAUCUCACAAGCACAUAUGAUAACAUCAGAGGUAGUAGUAGAAUAUUCAAAAGAGUUGCCCCCCCUGUGAGCUGUAAAUACUUGAUAAUAAUGCGAAUGAAUGCCUGCUGACUUCUGUUUUGGGAUUGAUGUUGCAGUGUGCCUUUUUGUUUUUGAUUUCAUUCUUCAUGUUCUCCUUCUGAAGAUUCUCGUCAUGUCUCUUGCAGGUAUAUAUUAAUCUGACGAAUGUUACUUUUGUUUGUGGAUUUAAUGUUACCAAUAAAGCGGUGUUAGUCCCAGUUAGUCUGCUUUUGGACCAUGCUGUCAGAGGUACUAGCUAACUACAUCAAGCCACAGUGGUUCCAUGCAUGGAACCACUUCAACAUACACAACUGAUUUACCUUUAGCAAAGAUCACCACUUGGGUUGGAAUGACUGUAUCUACCUACAACAUCUUGGUUAAGUUACAUCAGGUUUCAGCUUUCUUUAUGCUAUCUUAAGUGAAAUUCCGGGAAGUGACGGAAGUCCACCAAGUUAUGUUAGGUCAGAUUAGGAUGCGAUAAUUGGAAUUUAGUCCGUUAGAAAAGUCACUUUAAGUUGUGUCGUGUAAAGUCAUGAAGUUGUGUCACAUAAAGGGAUUUAAAGUUGACUCACGUAAAGUUGUGUUAAGUUAAGACAUUAAGUUACUUAAAUUUAAGGUAAACACAAGAUUUAUUUUAGUAUUUUAACGUUGUAUUUUUUGUUUUUAAUAAAUGUUUUUGUCUGUC
Molecule: messenger RNA, 2981 nt
Organism: Pungitius pungitius (ninespine stickleback)
Lineage: Eukaryota; Metazoa; Chordata; Actinopteri; Perciformes; Gasterosteidae
Gene: cd99
Product: CD99 molecule
Exons: 11
Coding region: 154-789 (211 amino acids)
Biological process (GO): positive regulation of neutrophil extravasation; homotypic cell-cell adhesion; T cell extravasation
Cellular component (GO): plasma membrane
Source: RefSeq, a predicted model, not a curated record